Molecule: messenger RNA, 1591 nt
Organism: Malania oleifera
Lineage: Eukaryota; Viridiplantae; Streptophyta; Magnoliopsida; Santalales; Ximeniaceae
Product: cis-prenyltransferase 4, chloroplastic-like
Exons: 4
Coding region: 111-1070 (319 amino acids)
Biological process (GO): plastid membrane organization; polyprenol biosynthetic process; response to cold
Cellular component (GO): chloroplast stroma
Source: RefSeq, a predicted model, not a curated record
CCUCUCCUCACGCGGCAAAAUUAAAUUGAAACAAAUCCCAACGGUGUAGAAAUUCAAGUAGCGAAGUAGAUACAGAGCCUUCCCCAUUUCUAUUACCAUAAACCCUAACAAUGCUCUCUCUGCAUUUCCUGGUGCCGCCAACCAUCUGCAAUCUCUCUCCUCGCCUCAGCAUCGCUUCUCCGAACCAACAGUUUCGAUGCCCCACCUGCAGCGUCGAUCGGCGAGUGCCGUCCCCUUCCGUACAGCUUCCCAAACGGCCUCGCCUCGAACCCACCUCUGAAGACUUGCUGGACAAACGAAGUGUCGCCAGCGCCGGAAAUACGGCGGAGGAACAGAUCCUUCCAGCUGGGCUCCGGCGGGAGUUGCUGCCGAAGCACGUAGCGGUGAUCAUGGACGGGAACAGGAGGUGGGCGAGGCUGAGAGGCUUGCCGGGCGCUUCGGGUCACGAGGCGGGCCUGAAGUCCCUGAGGUUGCUUGUGGAGCUCUGCUGCAAAUGGGGGAUUAGUAUUCUUACUGUUUUCGCGUUCUCUAGUGACAAUUGGACUCGACCGAAGUUGGAGGUUGACUUUUUGAUGCGUUUGUUUGAAAGAGGAUUGAAGAAGAAUCUGGAGAGCUUUUUGAGAGAAGGCGUCCGGGUUUCUGUAAUUGGGGAUUCCUCUAAAUUCCCAAAGUCCCUUCAGCGGCUGAUAACUGAUACAGAGGAGGCCACAAAGAACAAUUCACAGUGUCAAUUGAUUCUGGCUAUCAGCUAUAGUGGGAAAUAUGACAUUGUGCAAGCUUGCCAAAGCAUUGCUGGGAAAGUGAGAGCUGGUCUUAUUGAGCCCAAAGAAAUCAAUGAGUCCCUCAUUGAACGGGAGCUAGAAACUAGUUGUACCAAGUUCCCCACUGCUGAUCUGCUCAUACGGACCAGUGGUGAGCUUAGAGUCAGCAAUUUCUUCUUGUGGCAAUUGGCCUACGCUGAAUUAUUCUUCACAAAAUCCUUCUGGCCUGAUUUUGGAGAAGCUGAGUUUUUAGAGGCUUUAAAUUCCUUUCAGAGAAGGCAAAGACGCUAUGGUGGACCAGAGUUUUAAGUAUUUACAGAUGCUCACCAAGAUUGUUUCACUUGUAAGAGGAGAAAAUUUCCAAGACUCUGGAGCAGUUGGAAGCAACUAACAGCAUUUGCAGAAAUCACAUCCGUGCAAUGGGCUGAAGCUGGAACAAGUGCUGUCUUGACUGGAUUGUAGCAAAUAAUAUCUGGAGGUAGAUGUGCAAGCAGAACAACGAGAUAAGUGCAUCAUCUAUUUUUCUACAUCGCCCUGUGGCUUGUCAGCAAAGCUGGGUUUCUCCAUUCCAUUUUCUGUGGAGAUGCUCAUUUUGAUGCGUUGGGGCUUUUGGCAAAAGGAUUGGAGGAUGUUUGUGCCAUGCUUGCCAUUGUUCAUAUAUUUGUGCUAGGUCUGCAGAAGAGAUGAAUCUAAUUUUAUUGAACUGUUGAUUUUUUCUUUAAUAAUUGUUUUCUCUGCUUGUAUUUUUGGCCUACUAGCCCUUUUUUGUUACUUAUUCUAUCUUAAUGUAAUUUCAUUUUUUAUCAAUGAAGAAAACUAUAUUGUCAACA